This is a messenger RNA of Myxocyprinus asiaticus (Chinese sucker), 8035 nucleotides long. RefSeq names its product solute carrier organic anion transporter family member 5A1-like. NCBI's taxonomy places the organism in Eukaryota, Metazoa, Chordata, Actinopteri, Cypriniformes, Catostomidae. The coding region runs from base 737 to 3175 and encodes 812 amino acids. Gene Ontology annotation, cellular component: membrane. Gene Ontology annotation, biological process: transmembrane transport; sodium-independent organic anion transport. The record is from RefSeq and is a predicted model, not a curated record. Gene Ontology annotation, molecular function: protein binding. The transcript is spliced from 10 exons.
CUAUCGAAGUUUACCAAGCAAUCCUUCCGCGUUUCAAAACCCGGAAGUGUGAAAAUAGUCCGGAAGUUAACGUUUAUUUACUUGCUCCUGCUGCGGUGCAGACCAAAUGCGCUUGGAGACGAUACUGUGAACAAAUGACAAGACUACCGUCCAAGGACAAGGGUAUUUGGAUCACACGACGAGGAUCUACCCCAGUGGUGUGUCUGAUUGUCGCACGGAAAGCUGCGCGCGGAGGAAGGUGAUCGAUUACCGUUUAAAGGCGCAAGAUGGAAUUAAUCGGUGUUAUUUAUCUCCCGCAGAUAACGGGACAGAAUGCGCGUGUGUGAUGCGGGCGAGCGCGCACGCUGCAGUAUCCGCGCAGAGGCGCGUGAGCGCUCGGCGAUGUUGUUUAGGUGCAUAUGUGUCAAAUGGGAAUGAAAAUGGUGCGGUGAACAAACAGGGCGCGUUUGCAUAUGUGUUAUAAAACAUAUCUGUUUUUAAGUAUCUAUUAAUGUGUUUUCGUUUCGAUAAAAUCACGGAGCCAGCGCAGGAAAACUGCGUCUAUAUCGAUAAACGGGGUAAGGGCAGCGGGACGGUUGUGUUCUGGUCAUUAUCUAUAGAAAAUAAAUGAGUUUUACAGUGACAUAGAUAAGCUGCUACUGGUUUAUCUAAACGUCUGUUAUGCUGGUGUGUCAAUCAGCGUCUUUGCGCUAGACACGCGACUGUUAAAACAUAGGAGCUCGCGCUGCCCGUCAGAAUGGCAUCCGGUGCUGUUGGGGACGUUAAACCGUUCCAGUGCCUGUGUGAGGAAUCUACUCAGGGUUUGAAAUCUAAGAGCCUCCUUGCCCUCAGCGGUGGUCAGGCUCCGGAACAGGAGGUAGAUCAGACACUACUCUCUGCCCCGCACAGCUCGGCUCGGUGCGGAUCCCCAGUUCGGACGGAGGGUCGCGAUUCGGAGGGUCGCGGCGCUGCUGCGCUCUUGGCGUUCCGGCUGCCGCGGAUCCCGGUGAGGCGCUAUGUGGACGGGAUCCUGUCGGACUCACGCUGUUUCCUGUUCUGCAUGUGUUACCUCACAUUCAUUCAGUCUCUGAUGGUGUCCGGAUAUCUCAGCAGCGUCAUCACCACCAUAGAAAAACGCUACAGUCUUCGGAGCUCAGAGUCAGGUUUGCUGGUCAGCUGUUUUGACAUUGGAAGUCUCCUCAUUGUGGUCUUCAUCAGCUACUUUGGAGGGCGGGGCGAGAGACCAAGAUGGCUGGCUGUAGGGGCCGUGUUCAUUGCAGUGGGUGCCGCCCUCUUCUCCCUACCUCACUUCAUAUCUCCGCCCUAUCAACUGGAGGAGCUGAACAGCACUGUAGGGGGCGAGGGGCUCUGUGCCAGUGGAAACAGUAGUGGACAGGAGAAGCAAGUGCUGUCCAGGUGCCAGCGGGACCGAGAAGAGAGUGAGCACGCCCUGUAUGUGGCGCUGUUCAUCUGCGCUCAGAUCCUGGUUGGAAUGGGAUCGACUCCUAUAUACACACUGGGACCAACUUACCUGGAUGACAAUGUGAAGAAAGAGAAUGCAUCACUGUACCUGGCUAUCAUGUAUGUAAUGGGAGCUCUUGGACCAGCCGCUGGAUAUCUGCUGGGAGGGAUUUUGAUUGGAUUCUAUGUUGACCCUGGUACCAUUGUCAAUAUUGACCAGAGCGACCCGCGUUUUGUAGGAAACUGGUGGAGUGGGUUUCUCUUGUGUGCUGUGGCAAUGUUGUUGGUGAUCUUCCCCAUGUUCUCCUUUCCUAAAAAACUACCGCAGCGCCACAAGAAACGUAAGAGGCGUGUGAAAAAGAGUCCAGGCGAUGUCUCCAGUGAUGAUGAAAUGAUGAAGGAAAAGAGCCAGGCUGUCUCAUCCUCUAUAGGUUUUGGCAAAAACAUCAAGGAUUUGCCAAAAGCAGCAGUGCGUAUUUUGAGUAAUGUGACGUUUUUGUUUGUGAGUUUGUCGUAUACGGCGGAAUGUGCCAUCGUCACAGCCUUCAUCACUUUCAUUCCCAAAUUUAUUGAGUCUCAGUUUGGCGUUCCAGCAUCUAGUGCCAGUAUAUACACAGGUCUGAUCAUCGUACCCAGUGCGGGUGUGGGUAUAGUUUUGGGCGGGUACAUCAUCAAGAAGCUGAAACUGGGUGUAAGAGAAGCAGCGAAGCUGGCUAUGAUCUGCAGCGGCGUUUCCCUUCUUUGCUUUUCCACGCUCUUCAUCGUCGGCUGUGAGAGCAUUAACCUCGGUGGAAUCAAUAUCCCUUACACCACGGGGCCCACGCUGACUCUGUCUCAUCGUAACCUAACGGGAAGCUGUAAUGUCAACUGUGGUUGCAAGAUCCAUGAGUAUGCACCUGUCUGUGGCUCUGAUGGCAUUACCUACUUUAACCCAUGUCUGGCUGGCUGCAGCAACAUUGCCAACCACACCUCAGGAAUCAGAAACUAUUCAGACUGCGCAUGUGUCCAGAGCAGACAGGUGAUCACACCAUCAGGAGGGAACCAUGAGCUGCAGGUGGUGAUCGUGAAGACGUACCUGAACGAGAAUGGUUACGCACUGGCAGGAAAGUGUGAACGCACCUGCGGAACACUCAUCACCUUCCUCAUCUUUCUCUUCAUCGUCACUCUCAUAACUGCCUGCGCUCAGCCGUCCGUCAUUAUCGUUACGCUCAGGUCAGUGGAGGAGGAAGACAGACCGUUUGCUCUGGGAAUGCAGUUUGUUCUUCUCAGGACUCUUGCCUACAUCCCCACUCCUAUCUACUUUGGAGCUGUGAUCGACACCACCUGUAUGUUGUGGCAGCAAGAUUGUGAUUUCCAUGGGUCGUGUUGGGAGUAUGAUGUCACUUCCCUUCGGUUUGUUUACUUCGGGUUGGCAGCCAGCCUGAAGUUCCUGGGCUUCCUCUUCAUCUUUCUCACCUGGUAUUCUCUGAAGCAGCAUGAGGAGCAGACACAUGCACACACGCACACACACACACUUUCUUCGCUGGACACGGUGAGCCACCUCAUCUGCCAUGCUGGAGGUCACAAAGGCCACGCCCGUACACGCUCCUGUCCUGUCUUCCUGCCACGCCUAUCUGAACACCCCCACGCUGCCAUGCCAACUGGACAUGCCCUUAGCCGUGGUAACAGUUGCCCUGGCAAUGGCCUGAAAGCAAUAACUCCACCCAUACGGUCUCUUGAGAAAGUGGUAGUGUGAGAAGUGGAAUCAUGCACACACCCAAACACUUGCAUACACACUUAAACUUAAAGGGUUAGUUCACCCAAAAAUGAAAAUUCUUUCAUCAUUUACUCACACUCAUGCCAUCCCUGAUGUGUAUGACUUUCUUUCUUCUGAAAAACACCAACUAAGAUUUUUAGAAGAAUAUCUCAUCUAAUGGUGGCCAGACCUUUAAAGCUACAAAAAGCAGAUAAAGGCAACAUUAAAGUAAUCCAUUUAACUCCAGUAGUUUAAUCAAUGUCUUCUAAAAUGAUCCAGUUGGUUUUGGGUGAGAAAAAAAUAUAUAUACCUUUUUCACUGUACAUCUUGCCAUUGCAAUCUCUAGGCACAAUCAUGAUUUCAAGCUUGAUUACACUUCUUAUUCUUCUAAAAAUCUUCUUUUGUGUUCUGCAGAAGAAAGUCUUACACAUCUGGGAUGGUAUUACACCAUGUCCUAACCAGAUGUGCCAUGAUACGCGAUAAAAGGUAUCUUUUCCAUGUUAAUCAGAGUUUUUGUCCUAACCAGCCGUGACACAUGACGAGCGACAGCGACAGGGCUUUCUAUUUUUUGAAAUGGUUUCUAUUUCUGUGACGGUGCGCCAGGCAGCACAGCCAACAAAUGGGUCUAAAAUUAUUCUUUUUACAGUAUAUUAAAGCCAGCAUCUCACUAGCCGGUUCAGAACAACUUGAUUUUGGCCAAAGGUGUCACACACCUACCAAAUGUUGUGCUUAAAGUCUCAUUCUCUUCAGCCAGAGCUCUGUCACACACGCACCGGUUCAGAAUGGCAGUGGGGAGACAUACUGGCUCAUCCGCGCUUCCCUGUUACAUGGAGAUUGGCGAAAUAACAAUAGGAGUACCGCGUGAGCAUAAACAGUCGUGACAGACUGAAUAAGGAUGCGAUUCAUAAAGUAACUUUUCCCUGUGUAUGUGUGUGAUUGUGUAUUUAUCCCCUCGGGGCUUGCCGUAGUAAGCGUUACGGAGCUUAUGUGAGAACAUGAGUUGUGUUCAAUAAACAGACUGUUAUGUCUGUGAUUGCUCUCUUUUUUUUAUAUUUUAUUAUCAAUUAUCUUCAUAUUAGUGUAUUAAUAUUGCGGUGUCAUGUCGCACCUGAUGUGGACAGACGGAAUGUUUGUCGAUGGAAUGUUAUCUUGUCGCCUCUGAUUAGGACAAGGUGUUAGGCAUGGGUAAGUGAUGAGAGAAUUUUCAUUUUGGGUUGAACUUUUCAUUUAACACCUGAUUCAUAUAUACUCCAUGAGAGGCGCAUGAGCGAAGCAUGAGAGGGGCUUGAGCGACCCGGUCGCGUUGGGCUUUUCACAUUGGCCGCAUCUCUUCUGCUUUUUGUAGGUUAGGUUAAAAUAUUUUUCAUUUGCUUUUGCGUCAUUUCUAUAAUCUCCUGAUUAUUUUGGGUUUCUACAACACCUAGAGCCGCUAAGUUUAGCGUGAGCCACGCAGCUAAAAAAGACUCAACACCGAAACUAUCCGCUCACUGCCUCAUUUGGGAUGCUUCUGGGAUGCUACACCUCGCGGCUCCCACUUGCAGUGUGAAGACUGUAAUCUGUUAAUAUGGGCGCCAAACCGAAAGUUUGCCGCUCACGCCUCGCUCACAGAAUAUAUGUGAAUCUGGCCUUAAACUCACUCAUACGCAAGCAUGCAAACUCAUACGUCAUACAAUUGUGAGGGCCGAGUGUAAAUGUAAACACACAUACCACGUUGCUUAUAGCCAUUGCUGGUACCUUUUUUUUUUUUAAAUGCACACAAUUACGACACACAUUAACGCAGUAAAUUCGUAAAGCACUGAUUAGUUGUAAGACUUUUUUUGACACAGUACCUCAGCAGGACAAAUACCUCUGAUCUUCGUCAUGUACAAAUACACACACACCCUCACACACACUUACCAUAGUCAUCUCAUCUCCCCAUCCUGUUACCUAUAGUGUUGUUCGUGCACAUACUCUUCUGCUGUACUUUAUUCCUGUACUGAAGAUUGAUAUGUUUACUUGUUUACCUCGUUGAUUCAACCGUUCAGUUUUGAUUAAGGGACGGGAAAGAGACUGCAAGCUUUACUAUGCAAACUCCUUCCCCAGCUCUAACACCACCGAAACCAUACUAGUCCCUCCCAAACUGUAAACUCCUCCCACAGCAAUGGCUCCACCCAAACAUUAUAAUUCCCAUUCUGAAUCAUAAACCCCUCCCACAGCACUGGCACCACCCAAAUCAUAUUAGCCCCUCCCAUAACACUGACUCCACCCAAACCAUAUACGCCCCUCCCAAACCGUAAACCCCUCCCACAGCACUGCCUCCACCCAAACCAUAUUAUCCCCUCCCAAACCGUUAACCCCUCUCACAGCACUAGAUGUGUCUGACUUCAUGCAGUGCUGUGCAGACCAAUCGGUGCAGGACUUGAAGCAGUGCAUGUCGGAUAGAAAAUGUGUCCGUCUUGAGACGGUGCCACCACCGCAUCACCGUAACUUAUGCCAUCAAAUUACAGCGAGAGCGAUUCGAGAGCAGCCUUCUGGCUCAGCUGCUGCAGUUGCUUCAGAGGAGCUGCACAAGCUCUGAAUGACGACACAGUUUAUUCGCGAUUGGCCAGGCUUGCAAAGUGGCAACUAUUCAUUUCAACUGCUCCCCUGACUGCAACCGUCAAAUCUCGAAGAUCGGUAAAUUGAGAUGCAGUUCAUGUCGAACACACCUACUGUCUUCCCCAAAAUCGUAUUAGCUCCUCCCACAGUACUGACCUCCAAAACCAAAAAACCCCUCCCACAGCACUAACCUCCCCCAAACCAAAUUAGCCUCCCCAAACCAUAAACCCCUGCCACAGAACUGAUCUCCCCCAAACCAUAUUAGCCCCUCACACAGUACUGACUCUACCUAAACCAUAUUAGCCCCUCACAAACCAUAAACUCCCACAGCACUGACCUCCCCAAACCAUAUUAGCCUCUCCCAAACCGUAAACCCGUCCCACAGCACUGACCUCCCCAAACCACAUUAGCCCCUCCCAAACUGUAAACUCCCCCCACAGUUCUGACCCCCCCCAAACCAUAUUAGCCCCUCACACAGUACUGACUCUACCUAAACCAUAUUAGCCCCUCACAAACCAUAAACUCCCACAGCACUGACCUCCCCAAACCAUAUUAGCCUCUCCCAAACCGUAAACCCCUCCCACAGUACUGACACCAUCUAAACUAUAUUAGCUCCUCACACAGUACUGACUCUACCUAAACCAUAUUAGCCCCUCACACAGUACUGACUCUACCUAAACCAUAUUAGCCCCUCACACAGUACUGACUCUACCUAAACCAUAUUAGCCCCUCACACAGUACUGACUCUACCUAAACCAUAUUAGCCCCUCACACAGUACUGACUCUACCUAAACCAUAUUAGCCCCUCACAAACCAUAAACUCCUCCCACAGCACUGACCUUCCCCAAACCAUAUUAGCCUCUCCCAAACUGUAAACACCUCCCACAGCACUAACCCUCCCCAAACCAUAUUAGCCUCUCCCAAACCGUAAACCCCUCCUACAGUACUGAAUCCAUCUAAACCAUAUUAGCUCCUCCUAAACCGUAAACUAUAGAAAUUUCUAUUUUAAAUUCCCAUAUUCCUACUCUGUGCAGCAUGAAACUCCCUUAUUUUUAAUCUGUUUUCAUUUGUUGUGCUUUGAACUUUUAACAGUGAUGGUGAGUUUGCAAUAGUUGAUGCAACACGUACAUAUGUUCAAAUAAGCUUUAUUUGUGUCUUUUCAUCAUAAUAUUUGACUUGUGCAUCAUAUCAGUAUUUAAAUGUUCCCUUUUUCUUUAUCUUGAUUGCAUCUGAUUUUGGUGGUCAACAGUCAUCUCUGUAAAUGACAUGCACACACACAAUACUAAUAGGAGACACAUCAUCUCAUGUACAGUACACCAACAUCACAUAUACUCUUAAAAACAUUCUCACAUCUCUAGAUGGUAUCCUGUUAGCGCUGAAAUUGAGCCAGUAUUUGUGGUGUUGAUGAAAACACACAAUUACUGUCAGCACCAGCUGUAAGCCUAAAUCAACUUCACUCCUGAUCACUGUUGGACUUCAGUAAAAACAGAGCAGAAUUUACAGAAGUACUGAGUUAACUGCUGAUGAAAAAGUAUGUAUGCUGCAUUUUCCCCUCCCUCUUUCCCACCCCUUCCUCUGUUACUGUGCUCUGUUUGCAAACAGAAAACAUCUAUAUGGCCAAAAGUUUGUGGACACCAUAUGUGCUUGAACAUUUGAUUUCAAAACCUUAGACAUCAUUUUCCCCGUUUGCCGUAAUAACAGCUUCCACUCUUUUGGGAAGGUUUCCCACUAUACUGUAUGUAGUAACAUGGCUGCAGUGAUUUGCUCUCAUUCAGACACAAGGCUAUCAGUGAGGUUAGGAACUGAUGUUGGUCAUUGGGACCUGACUUACAGUUGCUGUUCCAGUUCACCCCAAAAGUGAUCAGUGGGGUUAACGUCUGGGCUUUGUGCAGGCCAGUCAAUUUCUUCCACACCAGACACAGUAAACCAUUUCUUUAUGGACCUCGCUUUGUUCACAGGGGCAUUGUCAUGCUCUAACAGAAAAGGGCUAUCUCCAAACAGCUGCCACAAAUUUGGAAGCACACAAAGCCCAAGCCAUUACAUAAAGAAACAUUAAGAUUUUUCUUUACUGGAUUUAAUGGAGUAACCAAAUUUGUUAAUUAGAAGGGAGUGUCCACAAAUUUUUGGCCAUAUAGUGUAUUUAAUACAAUUAUUUAUUCAGUUACUUUGAAGUACUUGUCUAAGGUUUGUCUAAUCAGAGGCAAACAUGGAGUAACUUUAUUAACUGGUUUGGUUUACAUGUACAAAUACAUUUUUGUGUCAAUAAAAUGCCUAAACAAAACA